AUGUCCAGGCAGAGUACUGAAAAAGAGCUGCCCAGCAGCUCCUUUGUGGAGAAAGCCACCUCAGGCUUGGACGCAGAUACCUUGGACGUCGGCCAGCACAUCCAAAAACUUGCCGACGAGUGUCCGCCCUUUUAUCGCAACCGGAAUUUGUUCAUCCUGUACCUCCUCAUGAUUCCAGGAUGCUUGGUUCCUGCAAUCACCCUUGGUUUUGAUGGUGCCAUGAUGAAUGGUCUGCAGGCGGUGCCCAGUUGGGACGUUUAUUUCAACAAACCUCGAGGGAGUCUCCUUGGUAUCAUGUCUGCCAUUCUGCCCCUUGGCUGUGUUCUUACCACACCUUUCAUCUCCAUCGUCGGCGAUCGCUGGGGUCGACGGACCGGUAUUUUCGUUGGCUCUAUCAUCAUGGCGGCUGGUGGAAUUAUACAGGGGACCUCUGUUCACAUCGCCAUGUUUAUGAUAUCUCGCUUCAUCAUUGGAAUCGGCAUCGUUUUUGCCAACGCAUUCGCCCCCAUGCUUAUCGGUGAAUUAGCCCACCCCAAAGAGCGUCAGGUCAUCACCUCGCUGUACCAGACCUCUUGGUACAUCGGUGCCAUUAUCGCUGCCUGGACCACUUUUGGCACCUUCAGCAUACCCAACAACUGGUCCUGGAGAAUUCCCUCUCUCCUGCAAGCCGCUCCUGCUUUCUGCCAGAUAUUGGGGGUUUACUGCCUGCCCGAGUCCCCCCGCUGGUUGAUUGCCAAAGGUCGCGCUGAGGAAGCCAAGGCUGUGCUGGUUAAGUAUCAUGCCAACGAUGAUGUCAGCAGUGAGUUUGUCAGUCUCGAGUUUGACCAGAUGCGCGAUAUCAUCGAGGCAGAGAUCAACAAUGAAACCGGCUGGUCGGCUUUCUUCACCACCCCCGGAAACCGUAAGAGGCUGCUAAUUAUCAUCUGUCUCGGCGUGUUUUCGCAGUGGUCAGGCAAUGGACUGGUUUCGUACUACCUUGUUCGAGUCCUGGAGACUGUGGGUGUUACUGAGACCCGACAAAAGAACAUCCUCAAUGGUUCAUUGAUGAUCUUCAACUGGGUCACGUCGGUGGCUUCUGCCUUCCUCACUGCCCACAUCAAACGCCGCACCCAAUUCCUCAUCUCUGGCUUUGGCAUGCUGGCCGUCUUCGCUGUCCAGACUCUCUGUGCCGCUUUGUUCAACGACUACGGUAACGUGACCGCUGGACACGUCGUCAUAGCCAUGCUCUUCCUAUUCUACUUCUUCUUCAACUUGGCCUUUAAUGCGCUUCUUUACUCGUAUCCCGUCGAAGUCCUUCCGUACCCCAUGCGUGCCAAGGGAUUUUCUCUUCUCAUGCUUUUUGGCAAGGCCAGCAAUUUCAUCAACAUCCUGGUCAACCCAAUCGGAUUACAGGCAAUUGGUUGGAAGUUAUACUUGGUUUACGUGGCCUGGCUUUGCGUCGAGGUUGUCGUUAUUUGGAGGUUCUUUGUUGAGACAAAGGGUCCCUCGCUUGAAGCAAUCGCUGUCCUCUUUGACGGCGAGCAUGACAAGUCUAAAAAUGAGAAGAAAGAGCCUACAGAGAAGGAGGAGAAGGAGGCAUAG
Messenger RNA from Penicillium expansum, 1581 nucleotides. RefSeq names its product Major facilitator superfamily domain, general substrate transporter. Bases 1 to 1581 code for a protein of 526 amino acids. Gene Ontology annotation, cellular component: membrane. The transcript is spliced from 4 exons. Gene Ontology annotation, molecular function: carbohydrate:proton symporter activity. The record is from RefSeq and is a predicted model, not a curated record. Lineage: Eukaryota; Fungi; Ascomycota; Eurotiomycetes; Eurotiales; Aspergillaceae. Gene Ontology annotation, biological process: transmembrane transport; carbohydrate transport.